AGUACUUUGCUCCUCUUUUAACCAGUCAUAGUUUAUGUCUGCCAACACUGGUGCUGGUGCUUCCUGGUGCAUUCAUCACCAUCUUCACAUCACCAUGCUGAUUCAGGAGCAACAUACCUGUGAAAUGCAGCUUCUGUAAAGCUCAGUGAAGUCAAGUCGUCUUUCCAUUCAGCGCUGAGAGGAAAAGGGGAACACAGUCGAGCUCAUAGGAGAAGAACAGCUGAGCUUCCCCCCAGCUGAGUUCUCUCCACCCAGAAGAUGUCAGCAGCUACGGCCGGCGCUGGAGGAAGAGGAACCAAGCCCUCUAAAGCGUCAAAGGAUCACGGAAAGCCCACGCCAGCCGCGCUGAAAGGAGCCAUCCAGCUAGGCAUCGGCUACGCUGUGGGAAACCUGAGCUCCAAACCAGACAGAGAUGUACUCAUGCAGGACUUCUCUGUGGUGGAGAGCGUCUUCCUUCCCAGUGAAGGCAGCAACCUGACUCCAGCACAUCACUUCCCAGAUUUCCGUCUGAAAACCUAUGCGCCGCUAGCUUUCCGUUACUUCAGAGAGCUCUUUGGCAUCAAACCAGACGACUAUCUGUACUCCAUCUGUAAUGAACCACUGAUAGAGCUGACCAACCCCGGCGCCAGCAGUUCCUGGUUCUACCUCACCAGUGAUGAUGAGUUCAUCAUCAAGACGGUGCAGCACAAAGAGGCAGAGUUUCUGCAGAAGCUGCUUCCUGGUUACUACAUGAAUCUGAACCAGAACCCGAGGACUCUGCUACCCAAAUUCUAUGGUCUUUACUGCAUCCAGUGCGGUGGUGUCACUGUCCGUGUGGUGGUAAUGAACAACGUGCUGCCACGAGCCAUAAAGAUGCACUACAAGUACGACCUGAAGGGUUCCUCAUACAAACGCUGUGCCUCACGCAAAGAGCGCACUAAGUCCUCGCCCACCUUCAAAGAUCUGGACUUCCAGGAGAUGCAUGAGGGCCUGUUCUUUGACCCAGACACAUACAACGCCCUUAUGAAAACCCUGCAGAGGGACUGCCGGGUCCUGGAGAGCUUUAAAAUCAUGGACUACAGUCUCCUGUUGGGGGUUCACGUGUUGAACAGGAAGCCACUUGAGAGGGGAAACAGGUGCGACAGCAAGAGAGGACAGAAAGUCUUGUACUCCACGGCCCUGGAGUCCAUUCAGGGGAAUGUGAAGGACCCCGAACCAGUGGCUGAUGAUGACACACUGGGUGGAAUCCCUGCCAAACACAAGGAUGAGAACCUGCUCAUCUUUUUAGGACUCAUCGACAUCCUUCAAUCAUAUAGGUUCAUCAAGAAGGUGGAGCACUCCUGGAAGGCUCUUGUUCACGACGGGGUCUGUUUUCUUUCCUCACCUGAAGAUUUUGUGUCCAGCGAGCUCAUUCAUGCACGUUUGUAUCUGACAGCUUUUCUUUCAUUUCAGGAUACAGUGUCUGUUCACAGGCCAGGUUUUUAUGCAGACAGAUUCCUGAAAUUCAUGGGCACAUCUGUAUUCAAAAAGCUUCAUCCAUUAAGAGGAGCAUCUUCAAAGAGGAAGAGGAAUUCGCUCCAUACAUCUACAUUAAAGUCAGUAUCUCAGGAGUUUCUGUCCCCGCAGAAGGACAAGAAGGAGGAGAAGAAGGCCCAAAGCAUGGACAACCUAGAUGGAAACUCUUAUAGCUCCUCCAAACAACCAGAUCUCCUCCCAAAAUCUGCUCUUACUUGUGAGUCUAUCCAGACUAAUGAAGAUGACCCUGAAAACAGUGAAGAAAGACGAGCCUCCAGUUCAACGAUCGCUUUUGAUGAUCCUCUGCCGUCUCUCAGUAGAAGUCAAUCAGACUCUGAGCUGGAUGUCUACUUGCCUCACACUGACUCAACCAAGCGACUCAGCUGGAGCUGAUCAUUCGUUUCUGUCCAAACAUCCACCAAAUUGAGGAUCCACCUGUACUCCUGACCCACAUGAAGACACCAGGACUUCACAGCAGCCUGAAAACGUUCAUCGUGAAGACUCUGACACCAGCAUCACACCAGCCUCUUUCUCCUUCUUUCCUGAAUCCCUGUCAAUGACUCAGAAAUAACUGGAAACCCAGUUACUUUUAUUAUCAGAUGGAGAAAUCAACCGAUGGAUUUAUGUGUUUGGAUUUCCUCUGUCCCAUUAUGGAAACACUAUGAAGCAGCUUCUUCUUCCUCUCGCCAUUGCUCACUUUGCUGCUAGUAAAUAGUUAAGUUGCUACUUAUCCUCUCCCACUUCCUUUUAGUCUUUUAUUUUCAUCAACUUCUCAGCGGCUGGAUCCCGAGAAAGUGACAUGUCUUAUUAUAGGGAAACAAGUAUUUGUAUGUUAAUUGAAAGAUCACGUUACGAAGCCUUCACAGAUUCAAUCAUAUGUAUCUGAAUGAGUAGAAGACUAUUACAGACCUAAAUGUGUAGAAAUGAUACUUCGCAAAAAAGGAUAUUAUUUACACUCUGGGUUGUUAAAUAAAUUGAUUUGUAGUCCCGAUAAAUUAAAAAAGAAACUGAAAAUCUGCUCCUGACAUGUUAAAAUUCACAUGUUUGUGUUAUAAUUGUAAGUAUGUCAGCAUUUAACUGUUUCUCCAGAUGUACUUUGCAAAUAUGGCUAUUUAGCAAAUGCAAGCAUAGUAUCACACUUAAGGAAAGAAAAGUAAUUAAAAUAAAAUAGUAAAUGUCGGCAUGUUAGAAGUAUGCUGGAAUGGUGAUGUAUGAAUUCAGCUCAAAGCUCUUAAUGCAGCCAUUACUUAGCUAAUAGUCUAUUGUACAGCCUUAUUAAGCUGCUGAGUGGCUCUUAUACAUUGUUUAACGACAUUUAUGAGGCAUUUGUCUAAACAUAAAGCAAACUUUACAAUGUUAUUAGCACUGUAUUGUAAUAAAUUCCUAUUCAUUUUCCUGUGACAACAUUCUUUCCAAUGAACACAGAUAUAUCAGUAGAGUAAAUUUGCUGACAAAUUGUAUUAUGAUUGUAGUAAUACACUACUUUACUACAAAGAUCUGUGUGUUGUUUUUUCCAUGUGCCUUAGACCAAACUUUGAUAUUUGCAGGGAAUAAAUACAAAAGUAAUGACUAUUAUAAACUGCCCUUCAUCAUAGUUUAUACUGUAUUAUGUCUACUUCCUUUGUUCUGUUCACCUGCUUUUACGUGAUUUUAUCCAGCUAAAAUUGUUAAAAGAGCUCCUAUAAUGAUAAUAAAUUAUUAUUUAA
Molecule: messenger RNA, 3200 nt
Organism: Cololabis saira (Pacific saury)
Lineage: Eukaryota; Metazoa; Chordata; Actinopteri; Beloniformes; Belonidae
Gene: pip5k1ba
Product: phosphatidylinositol-4-phosphate 5-kinase, type I, beta a
Exons: 14
Coding region: 259-1887 (542 amino acids)
Biological process (GO): phosphatidylinositol metabolic process
Molecular function (GO): phosphatidylinositol kinase activity
Source: RefSeq, a predicted model, not a curated record